Molecule: messenger RNA, 1426 nt
Organism: Aspergillus homomorphus CBS 101889
Lineage: Eukaryota; Fungi; Ascomycota; Eurotiomycetes; Eurotiales; Aspergillaceae
Product: epoxide hydrolase family protein
Exons: 8
Coding region: 146-1333 (395 amino acids)
Biological process (GO): epoxide metabolic process
Molecular function (GO): epoxide hydrolase activity
Source: RefSeq, a predicted model, not a curated record
GGCAGCAAUAUCAAGGCGAGAUACAAGUGAGUCGACCGACCCCGCAGUUACAUCAUGCUCUUCCCCUAACAACUGAACAUAGUGAAAACAACAAUCCCCUCAUCCAAGUCCACACAUCAAUCGCCACAUCUGAAGCAUUUAAACAAUGGCCCUCGCAUACGGCGACAUCCCGUCCGGGGCAGAGGUCUCCCCCAAGCCUUACCAGCUUCAUAUCCCGGACGAGCAAGUCGAAGAACUCCUCGUGCUAAUUAAGCUCGCGAAAGUGGGCCCACCCACCUACGAGAGCUCGCAAGAAGACCGUAAAUACGGCAUCACGCGGGACUGGCUGCUCCAGGCGAGACAGACGUGGAAGGAAUUCGACUGGCGACCUACAGAGAAGCGCAUCAACAGCUUCCCGCAAUUCACCUACGAUAUCGAAGGCAUCACCGUUCACUUUGUCGCCCUGUUCUCGAAGAAGGCCGAUGCGGUCCCUAUUGUCCUGCUUCAUGGUUGGCCUGGGAGUUUCCUUGAGUUUCUACCCCUGCUGUCGCUCCUGAGGGAAAGGUACUCCCCGGAGGAGCUACCGUACCACGUCGUGGUGCCCUCUCUGCCGGGCUUCACGUUGUCUUCGGGACCCCCGCUGGACCGAAACUUCACCGGUGGCGACACGGCCAGGGUCAUCGAUCGGGUGAUGGUCAAUCUGGGGUUCAGGGGCGGGUAUGUGGCGCAGGGCGGGGAUAUCGGGUCGUGGAUCGGUCGCACCUUGGCUGUUGAUCAUGGUGCUUGUAAAGCGGUUCAUCUGAACGCAUGCUACAUGGACAAGCCGGCCAACGUGCAGGACUCAGCCAUCUCGGAAUUCGAGAGACAGAACCUCGCGCGGGGCGAGUGGUUCAUGACCUACGGUAGCGCGUACGCGUUCGAGCACGGUAGUCGCACCAGCACUAUCGGGAACGUUCUGGCGACGAACCCGGUUGCGUUGCUUGCUUGGAUCGGAGAAAAGUACCUCGACUGGGUCGACGAGCCGCUCCCUUUGAACGAUAUCCUCGAGUCGGUGACGUUGUACUGGCUCACCGAGUCGUUUCCUCGGGCUCUCUACCACUAUCGCGAGAACGUCCCCAUGCCCCUGUUCAAGCAAGCCGAGGACCCCAGAUGGUAUAUCCAGAAGCCGUUCGGGUUCUCGUACUUCCCGAAGGAACUCGUCCCGGUGCCGCGCGCUUGGGUCGAAACGACGGGGAACUUGGUGUUCUGGAAGGAGCAUGAUAAGGGAGGGCAUUUCGCCGCGCUGGAACGGCCUACCGUUCUGCUUGAUGAUUUGGAGGGUUUCGUGGAGCAAGUGCGGGCUGAUAUCAAAUAGUCCGACAGUAUUCCUCCGCGUAUGGAAGUCCGAACGUGGACAAUCCAGUUAGUUGUCUUCUCUAAGCAUAGGAAGAGCCAUCCGUAUACAUAC